This is a messenger RNA of Suhomyces tanzawaensis NRRL Y-17324, 1665 nucleotides long. RefSeq names its product sugar porter family MFS transporter. Lineage: Eukaryota; Fungi; Ascomycota; Pichiomycetes; Serinales; Debaryomycetaceae. Gene Ontology annotation, molecular function: carbohydrate:proton symporter activity. The coding region runs from base 1 to 1665 and encodes 554 amino acids. The record is from RefSeq and is a predicted model, not a curated record. The transcript has a single exon. Gene Ontology annotation, biological process: transmembrane transport; carbohydrate transport. Gene Ontology annotation, cellular component: membrane.
AUGUCGUCUUCAAGCUUGUCAAAAGAAUUACAAUUCAAUCAUCUGGACCUAUCUUCGUCCAAGAUACACACUUUUAUGGGUUUGUCAGGAAAAAGGUUGCAGUAUGCGGUUUCUUCCUUUGCCGGAGUCGGUUUCUUGUUGUUCGGUUAUGACCAAGGUGUUAUGGGAAGUUUGUUGACUUUGCCCUCGUUCGAGAAAACUUUUCCUGCCAUGAAAUCAUCCAACAACGCUACCUUGCAAGGUGCUGUCAUUGCCAUCUAUGAAAUAGGCUGUAUGUGUUCAGCAUUAUCAACUAUGUACUUAGGUGAUAAACUUGGGAGAAUUAAAAUUAUGUUUAUGGGCUCUAUCAUUGCUACCGUUGGAGGUGCAUUACAAGCCUGUGCCUACACAGUUCCCCAUUUAAUUGUGGCUAGAAUCAUCACUGGUAUCGGGGUAGGUUAUAUCACAGCCACUGUUCCAGUAUAUCAAUCUGAAAGUUCUCAUGCUAAAUCGAGAGGAAAAUUGAUCAUGAUGCAGGGUAGUAUUGUUUCCCUAGGUGUGAUGGUGUCUUACUGGGUUGAUUUUGGAUUCUAUUUUUUGGACAAAGGAAAGACUUCAGAAGUUUCUUGGAGAUUUCCGGUGGCAUUCCAAGUCCUUUUCACUGUUAUCCUUGUUGGUUCUGCUCUCUCUUUUCCCGAAUCACCACGUUGGUUAAUCAAAAAGGGCAGAAAUGCUGAAGCCAGACAAGUCUUUUCGGCCCUAUACGGUCUUCCCGAAGAUCACAAUAUGGUAUCUGCCCAGGUAGACGAAAUUAUUUACUACAACGAAAAAGAGAAGGCAGAAGGUGCAGAUAAUAUUAAAUUGAGGGAAAUAUUCAGGCAGGGUCCAAAUAGAAAUUUCCAUAGAAUAAGUUUAGCGGUUUGGGGACAAGUAUUCAAUCAAUUUUGUGGUAUCAAUUUGAUCACCUAUUAUGCUGGUACCAUUUUUGAGCAAUAUAUUCACAUGUCCCCAUUCAAUGCUAGAAUUUUAGCUGCAGCAAAUGGUACUGAGUAUUUUUUGGCCUCCUUGUUAGGAUUGAUCUUCAUUGAACGGUUAGGUAGAAGGUUUUUGUUGAUUUUUGGCACUGUUGGUCAGGCAAUUGCUAUGGCAUGUUUGACUGCUACCACCUGGGCUGCUGAUAAUGGGAGUGGUUCCAAGGCGGGUAUCGCAGCUGCUGUGUUUCUUUUCGUUUUUAAUAGUUUCUUUGGAGUUUCAUACUUGGGUGCUAGCUGGUUGAUCCCACCUGAAAUUCUUUCUUUACAAAUGAGAGCAACAGGGUCCGCACUCUCGACUGCGACAAACUGGGCUAGUAAUUUCACAGUGGUCAUGAUCACCCCGGUUGCCUUUGAGACGAUAGGUCCAUACACCUAUACCAUUUUUGCGGUGAUUAAUUUGCUUAUCAUUUCAGUUCAUUACUUUUUGCUCCCAGAAACUGCAGGCAGAAGUUUGGAAGAGAUGGACGACAUUUUCAGCCAGACACCAGUCUGGAAACCAUGGAAGGCGGUUCAAAUUGCAAGGGAUAUGCCAUUCCAACAUGUGGACGACAAAAUGACAUGGGAAGAAAAGAAGGCAUUCAUCGAGCACCGCGAAUAUUCUAGUUCUACAGGCGAGUUGGACACUACAGAAGUGAAUAGCAAGUCUGUUUGA